Nelumbo nucifera (sacred lotus) is the source of this 1364-nucleotide messenger RNA. RefSeq names its product Papain family cysteine protease. Gene Ontology annotation, molecular function: cysteine-type peptidase activity. The record is from RefSeq and is a predicted model, not a curated record. Gene Ontology annotation, biological process: proteolysis. Lineage: Eukaryota; Viridiplantae; Streptophyta; Magnoliopsida; Proteales; Nelumbonaceae.
UCUCCUUCUCCAUCCAUCCAUCUAUCUCUGGCAAAGAAGAUGGGUCGAGGUGCUCUAACUUUCACGGUGGGUGUUGUGGCCUUAACCUGCACACUCACAGUUUCAGCGGUUCUCGGGGGCAGUAUAGAAGAACCGAGAAUAUUUCAAGUCACAGAUGAUCCGACCAGCAGAAAGUUCGGGGGAGAUUGGCAUCUGGGUACUGAGAGAAAGUUCCAAAGCUUCGUGAAUAAGUACGGUAAGAAGUACUCCACCAGGGAAGAGUAUCUUUACCGACUCGGUGUUUUCGCUAAGAAUAUCAUCAGAGCUGCCGAGAACCAGGCUCUUGAUCCAACUGCAGUUCAUGGAGUCACCAAGUUCUCUGAUCUCACGGAAGAUGAAUUCGAGAGGUUGUUUACGGGGUUCAGAGGUGGAUCUCCUUUCAACGAUGUCUCUGCUACUGCACCCACCAUGGAAGUUAAACGCCUGCCCAGGAAUUUCGACUGGAGAAAGAAGGGUGCCGUCACCGACGUCAAGAUGCAGGGAACUUGUGGAGCUUGUUGGGCAUUUAGCACCACAGGAGCUGUCGAAGGGGCCAACUUUAUAGCAACUGGGAAGCUUGUCAGCCUUAGCGAGCAACAGCUUGUGGAUUGUGAUCACAUGUGCGAUAAGACGGACAGGACUUCCUGUGAUAGUGGAUGCGGUGGAGGCCUAAUGACCAAUGCCUACAAGUAUUUGAUGGAGGCCGGUGGCUUGGAAGAGGAGGAGACAUACCCUUACACUGGAAAACCUGGUGAAUGCAAGUUCAACCCAGAAAAAGUGGCUGUUAGAGUCGUCAACUUCACAAAUAUCCCUCUUGAUGAGAAUCAAAUUGCAGCCCAUUUAGUCCACCAUGGCCCUCUUGCAGUGGGGUUGAAUGCGGCGUUCAUGCAAACCUACAUUGGUGGAGUCUCUUGUCCUCUGAUUUGUCCUAAAAAAUGGCUAAAUCAUGGUGUGUUGCUGGUGGGUUAUGGCGCCAAGGGGUUCUCCAUUCUCAGGCUUGGAUACAGACCCUACUGGAUCAUCAAGAAUUCAUGGGGGAAGGAAUGGGGAGAGCAGGGGUACUACCGCCUUUGCAGGGGUCAUGGCGUCUGUGGAAUCAACACCAUGGUCUCAUCAGUGGCAACUGUGGCCUAGUUUAUAAGCUUCUACUUCCUCAAAGCAUGACAUGUGUAGUUACUACUUACUAGUUAGACAUCAAGUUGUAGCCAAAUGGCAAGAAAAUUACUACUGUGUAAACUAAAUUUGGUGAUGCAGAUGUGAUCUCGCAUCAUGUAUAUAUAGCUAAACACCUUUAAUUGCAAGCAAAAGAGAUAUGUGAUGAGCCUCUCUAAUGAAACUUCGGUUAA